ACGCCUUACCCGUUAUCUGUAUAUUCUUAAAUCUCCCGAAGUUCCAAAUUAUUGCCAAACAUUAAAUUUACUAGAUAGUCAUGUGAAAGCUUCGUAUAAUAUGUGUGGAGACUAAGAAAACUAUUUGGUAAACUUUGCGAAAAGUUUUAGUACUUGCCUGCAUAAGAUUUAAUAUCUAAUAGUAAUGUGCUGAUACUCUUCCGUGAAAUAUUUAAUCGAAGACAUAAUGGAAGUAUGUUAUUACAUGCAAGUGGCAGAAGAAAAGAACAGAAUAUCUUCAACAGGAAAAUGUAACGCAUGAUGUAUGAUCCUUAUGAAAAGUAUGAGAAUUAUGAAUCGAGUACAAACUACAACGACAUCUUCACCGCUAAUUAUACUUUAAGCACUGCAGACUACGGCGACAAAAGUGUAUUGGGUAAUACAACAUGGGAAGACGAGGAGAUUUGCGCGCCGGCACCACCUGGCAGCUUGCUAUCAACUACAACAUUUCAAUUUUCCGUGCUGUUCAUGUACUGCACUGUAUUCAUAGUGGCUCUAGUUGGCAAUGGGUUAGUUUGUUUCGUCGUGCAAAGUUCCCCGCGAAUGAAAACAGUGACAAACUAUUUCAUAAUGAAUCUAGCUAUUGGUGAUAUUCUGAUGACUAUAUUCUGUGUACCAUUUUCAUUUGUCUCAAUGCUAGUGUUGAGGUACUGGCCGUUUGGUAUUGUAAUGUGUAAAAUUGUAAACUACUCGCAAGCUGUCUCAGUUUUGGUGAGCGCGUAUACCCUACUAGCCAUUUCUAUUGACCGAUACAUGGCCAUCAUGAGGCCGUUAAAACCUAGAUUGGGCAAGACUGCGGCCAAAAUGGUAGUCGCUGCAGUAUGGGGAGGGGCUCUUUCUACAGCUGGCCCGAUAUUCAUCGUGUCCCGGAUUGAAAGACCUACUGAAUGGCAUCAAUAUUGCAAAGCGGACAUUUGCCUGGAACAGUGGGGACGACCGGAGCAAAGUCACCAAUAUUCUUGUGCACUGAUGGUACUGCAGUUUGGAUUGCCACUGGCGGCGCUUGUGUGCACGUAUGCGCGUAUAGCACAUGUAGUUUGGGGCGGACGUCCUCCUGGCGAAGCGCAGACUGUUCGAGACAUGCGGAUCCAGCAUUCAAAACGAAAGAUGAUUAAGAUGAUGGUGACGGUGGUGGUCGUUUUUACUGUAUGCUGGCUCCCACUCAAUAUAUUUAUCAUUCUAUGGACCAUCCACGAACAAGACGAGGAUUGGGCAACGUGGCCGGGCAUGCCUUAUGUCUGGUUCGUCAGCCACUGGCUGGCCAUGUCACAUUGCUGCUACAACCCAAUUAUAUAUUGCUAUAUGAACACAAGAUAUCGAAGAGGUUUUAAACAGGUAUUGGGUAAUGUGCUGCCCAUUCGUGAUCAUCCAUCGCAGUCACAUCGGCGAUCUAGUUUAUGUGAUGGUGUUCCUAUGUCAGAACUGGUCGGCGGCGUCAACGGGAUCGUUCGGCGAGGCACCACCAGCAGCUGCAGCGGCAGCCGACUGCACCGAGCUGCGACGUGCUCGUCGACGACCUCGACGCGUCGCGGAUACGCUGCGUGCGCUUCGUCCGCGCGACUAGCAGCGCCCGCGCCGCCGCCGCUGCCACUCGCGCCCGUGCGAGCACUUUCUUUACGUUCACGGUUUCAUGAGCGUUAAUUUAUUUCUGAAUCUUUUCAUGCAUGUAGACUUAUAUCUACUUAACCAUGACCAUGGUGACGCCGAUUGCGAUUAUAAGCGCAAUAUGGUUUUGAACCAUCCAAUGAAACUGAAAUAAUAUAGGUAGUUUUAAAUAAAAUGUAUUCUUGUUAUGUUUUUUAAACCACUUUGACGCGCUGUGUUUUUAUAAGUGGGAGGUUCCGGGUUUAAUCCCGACUGGGGUAAUUUAGGAAUUUAUAAUUUCUUCGGCUCCAGCCCUGGGUAGUUACCACCCUACCGCAAAUCCAAACCGCCAAGCGAUUUAGCGUUCCGGUACGAUGCCACGUAGGAAGCGAUUUGCGAGUACAUACAUAUACAUAUAAGUACAUGUUCUAUAUACCAUCCUUUUUACCUACUUGAAGAUACGUACUUUUUUCCCGUGAUUGAUUAUACUCAUAAAUCAAUACUUCACAUUUUGAUCGAGAAUAUUUGAAUGAUGCAACAGAAGUAUAGUGUUGGGCAUCUUCCAGUUUUUACACUUCUAUAAAUACUUACGUAUUUGCGUCCUUGCAUAGUUGGUAAUGCAAAACAUAAAUAGAUUAUUUAUAACAUUACCUACAUACAAAAUCCAUACGGUCUACUAACAUUAUAA
Maniola jurtina (meadow brown) is the source of this 2311-nucleotide messenger RNA. RefSeq names its product RYamide receptor-like. NCBI's taxonomy places the organism in Eukaryota, Metazoa, Arthropoda, Insecta, Lepidoptera, Nymphalidae. Gene Ontology annotation, biological process: neuropeptide signaling pathway. The record is from RefSeq and is a predicted model, not a curated record. Gene Ontology annotation, cellular component: membrane. Bases 298 to 1680 code for a protein of 460 amino acids. Gene Ontology annotation, molecular function: neuropeptide Y receptor activity. The transcript is spliced from 7 exons.